Messenger RNA from Apis florea (little honeybee), 2718 nucleotides. It is a transcript of the gene Non1, whose product is annotated as nucleolar GTP-binding protein 1. Gene Ontology annotation, molecular function: GTP binding. The record is from RefSeq and is a predicted model, not a curated record. NCBI's taxonomy places the organism in Eukaryota, Metazoa, Arthropoda, Insecta, Hymenoptera, Apidae.
CGUUAUUUAAUGUAUUUUUAUCCGUAGGUAAAAUUAUAAUGUAUACACGUGGUUUUGUAUUCUUCAUUAAUUUUCUGAUUUGAGUUUUAUUAUCAAAAUUGAAUAUUAAAUAUAUAAUUUAUAGUGUAAAAUUUUGGUAAAACGAUAGUUUAAAAGAAACAUAUAAUAAUGGGUUUAUACAAUUUCAAAAAAAUCGCGAUUGUACCUACUGCAAAGGAUUUUAUUGAUAUAAUUUUAUCAAAAACUCAACGGAAAACUCCAACCGUUAUACAUAAACAUUAUAAAAUUGCAAGGAUACGAUCAUUUUACAUGCGUAAAGUGAAAUUUACGCAACAAAAUUUUCAUGACAGAUUAUCUCAAAUCAUACAGGAAUUUCCCAAAUUAGAUGAUGUUCAUCCAUUUUAUGCUGAUUUAAUGAAUGUUCUUUAUGAUAAAGAUCAUUACAAAUUGGCUCUUGGUCAAAUAAAUAUUGCAAGACAUUUAAUCGAUAAUGUAGCAAAGGAUUAUGUUCGACUGAUGAAAUAUGGAGAUUCUUUAUAUCGGUGCAAACAAUUGAAGAAAGCUGCCUUAGGUCGUAUGGCCACAAUAAUGAAAAGACAAGCAGCAAAUCUAGCAUAUUUAGAACAAGUGCGUCAACAUUUAGCUCGUUUACCUAGCAUAGAUCCUUAUACUCGUACUAUAAUAAUAUGCGGUUUCCCAAAUGUUGGUAAAAGCAGUUUUAUCAAUAAGAUAACCCGUGCUGAUGUUGAAGUUCAACCAUAUGCAUUUACAACAAAAUCCUUAUAUGUUGGUCAUACGGAUUACAAAUAUUUAAGAUGGCAAGUAAUCGAUACACCUGGGAUUCUGGAUCAUCCGCUCGAAGAACGAAAUGUUAUAGAAAUGCAAGCGAUAACUGCACUCGCACAUUUGCGAGCAGCUGUACUUUAUUUUUGCGAUAUAUCGGAACAGUGUGGUCAUAGUUUAGAAGAACAGGUGAAAUUAUUUGAAUCGAUUAAACCUUUGUUUGCUAACAAGCCUUUGACAGUUAUAUUAAACAAAGUAGACGUUUUACGUUUGGAAGAACUUUCAACCGAGAAACGAGUAAUUUUAAAAUCGUUGGAGGAUAAAGAUGUUCCAUUGUUGGAAAUGAGUACAAUCACAGAUUUUGGAGUAAUGGACGUAAAGAUACAAGCUUGUGAACGUUUGUUAGCAUAUCGUGUCGAUCAGAAAAUAAGAACAAAGAAAGUAGAGGGAUUACUUAAUCGUUUACAUGUUGCGCAACCGGUACCAAGAGAUGAAAAAGUUCGUGCCCCUUGCAUUCCCGAAAACAUUUUGAAAAAGAGACAAAAUAUAGAAGAGAGAUCAAAAGCAAAACGAAAACUAGAACGAGAAAUAGAGGAAGAAAUGGGAGAUGAUUAUGUACUUGAUUUGAAGAAAAAUUACGAUAUCGAGGGUGAUCAAAAAUACGAUGUGAUUCCAGAAAUUUGGGAAGGACAUAAUAUCACUGAUUAUAUCGAUCCAGAAAUAUUCAAUAAAUUAAACGAAUUGGAAAAAGAGGAACAACUUCGCGAAGAGACAGGAAUGUAUGAUUAUAAAGUGCCAAUGUUAUCCGAUACGAUGUUAGAAAUUGUACAAAUGGCCAAACAAAUUCGAGAAAAGAAAGCCAUCAUGAAAGAUGAAGCCCGAAUACAGAAGGCUUCUACAAAACCCAUAAUGCCGCGUACAGCUGCGGCUAAAAUUCGCGACAGAUCAGUAUCAAAAUUGAAAGAAGAAAUGGAAGAUUUGGGUAUCGAUAUGGAAGACAGUGAAAAUGCACACUUUACCAAGACGAGAGGACGUUCAAGAUCAUUGUCGCAACCAGCUAGGAAACGCAUAAGAUUGCAAUCUGAGUCUCGAUCUAGGGGACGAAGUAGUUCAAAACCAAGCCGCGAUGAAAUGGGUAUUAAAGAUGUUGCGAUGAAGAGCAAAUUAAAGAACAUUGCGCAUAAAGCUUUAAGAAAAAAGAUUGUAAAGAAGGGGUUGAAGGGAGAAGCAGACCGAUUCAUCGGCACGAAAAUGCCAAAACAUUUAUUCUCGGGAAAACGAGGCAUUGGCAAAACGGACAGGAGAUAAUGAUAUUACGAAAUUACUUUUUAUUUUCGAAAAUUUUUUUCGAGUUUUCAUCGAGUCGAUUCGUUUGUCGCACGAAUAUCGAUAUCAUCAUUAUAAUACAGUGACCAUAAAUAACUUGGUUUUAAAUAAGAUCAAAGAUAACGCAACAAUAUGAAUGAAUUGUCUCGGAUUGCAUAAUCCUAUGUCGGUAGAAUGAGCUUUGGCCUCGUAGGGUAAGCAAUGAAAGUUUAUUGCUGUCGCACAGUGAUAACCCUGUAUACAUGUUACGGUAUUGAAAAGUUUGCCUUAUUCGUAGAUUCGUAUUUCUUCCUGUGUAACCUAUAUCAAACAUAUGUCGCGUUGGAUAACGUCUAUUGUCGCUUUGUAUCGUCAUUGCGUCAACAAGCACUCGGAUGAUAUUUACGAGGUUUAUUAGACAAAAGAAAAAGAAAGUUGGGAAUCGAAUAAAGAAUAUUAUUUUAUCGAAUCGAAUAAUAGUCAUAAAUUAUUGUAUAAAUAAGGAAUAAAAUUUUAUUUUACAUCAUCGAUAGUAGUCAAUUAAAGAAUAUAUAACGCGAGGUCACAAUGUCCAUUAUGGUGCGCGAUCGAAAUUGACUUGGCGAACAACGUACAUUCGCAUAUUCACGA